UACAGUUGAGGUCUGCAUGUUAUUUGAGCUAGAGAGAAGGAAGGGGCAAACUUGAGACUUGGGAAGGACUGGCUCGGACUAGGAGAUCUGUGAGCUUUUUAAAGAAAUCAGGAGAUCCCUGAGGUGUGUGUGUGUUGGGUGUGUGUAUUUGUUUGUGGGAAAGCUGUAAGAACUUUGUUAAAGGCAUUACUUCCCCAAAAGUGACUCAUCCACAGCUGCCAGUGUCCAGUCAGGUGUUUUUAUUCACAGGAGGAAUGCUGAAACAUUGCCUCACGUUUGGCCGUUCCCUUUUGAGGAGGAAAAAUGUGGACCAGGACUGUCUUGAGGAGUCCAAGCUGUGCCGUUGCCUCUCCACUGUUGAUCUCAUUGCCCUCGGGGUGGGAAGUACACUUGGGGCCGGUGUCUAUGUGCUCGCUGGGGAGGUUGCCAAGGGCAAUUCUGGCCCCAGCAUUGUGGUGUCCUUCCUUAUAGCUGCACUAGCAUCUGUCAUGGCCGGCCUUUGCUAUGCCGAGUUUGGUGCGCGAGUACCAAAGACGGGCUCGGCCUAUCUGUACAGUUAUGUGACAGUGGGGGAGCUCUGGGCAUUCAUUACUGGAUGGAACCUCAUUCUGUCAUAUGUAAUAGGGACGUCUAGUGUGGCACGGGCCUGGAGUGGGACUUUUGAUGAGCUCAUAGGGGGCCACAUUGAGAAGUUCUGCAAAAUGUACUUCAAAAUGAGCUUGCCUGGCCUAGCAGAGUACCCUGAUUUCUUUGCAGUUUGCCUGAUCUUACUUCUGUCAGGUCUUCUGUCCUUCGGGGUGAAAGAGUCAGCUUGGGUCAACAAAAUCUUCACAGCUGUAAACGUGCUUGUGCUUAUGUUUGUUAUUAUAUCUGGUUUCGUAAAAGGAGACUCACUCAACUGGAAUCUGUCAGAAGAAUCUCUAAUAAAUGCCACAAUUGUCAGAAGGAACCUCUCACAUUCGGCUAAUGUUACCAGUGAUUAUGGUGCAGGGGGCUUUUUGCCUUAUGGCUUUAGUGGGACACUGGCUGGGGCAGCCACAUGCUUUUAUGCCUUUGUGGGAUUUGACUGCAUUGCAACCACAGGUGAGGAGGUGAAGAACCCCCAGAGGGCCAUUCCCAUUGGUAUAGUCGUCUCCCUGCUGGUCUGCUUCCUUGCCUACUUUGGAGUGUCUGCGGCCCUCACACUUAUGAUGCCGUACUACCUGUUGGAUGAGAAGAGUCCCCUGCCUAUGGCUUUUGAAUAUGUGGGCUGGGGACCGGCGAAAUAUGUAGUGGCAGCAGGAUCGCUUUGCGCUCUAUCAACCAGUCUGCUGGGCUCCAUUUUCCCAAUGCCGCGUGUAAUCUAUGCUAUGGCACAGGAUGGGGUGCUUUUCAAAGUGUUAGCCCAAAUCAAUCCUAAGACGAAGACCCCACUUAUUGCCACAAUGUCUUCCGGUGUAGUUGCAGCUAUCAUGGCUUUCCUGUUUGACUUGAAAGCAUUGGUGGACAUGAUGUCUAUUGGAACCUUGCUGGCAUACUCCUUAGUAGCUGCAUGUGUUCUUAUCCUUAGAUAUCAGCCGGAUGCUGCGUUUGAGAGGUCUAGGAUCAGUGAAGGGAAGAAAGAGGUAGGUGAAUCUGAACUGACGGAGUCUGAGUCUCACCUCAACAUGCUAAAGGAUGGAGGUGUAACCCUACGCUCUCUCCUCAACCCUCCUUUGCUGCCCACUGAACAGACCUCAGCAGCCGUCAAUGUGUCUGUUAUUAUCAUAGUGCUUGUUGUGUGUGUUGUAAGCACACUCAACACAUACUAUGGACAAGCCAUUGUUGCCAUGGAGCCAUGGGCCCUGGGGGUUUUAGCAUCAUCCUUGUUCAUCUUUAUUACGUGCAUCUUUUUGGUUUGCAGACAACCUCAGACGAGGAAGAAAGUUUCAUUUAUGGUUCCUCUGUUGCCCUAUCUACCCAUUUUGAGUAUAUUUGUCAAUGUCUAUCUCAUGGUUCAGCUUAGUGGAGACACAUGGAUCCGUUUCUCCAUCUGGAUGGCAAUAGGUUUCCUCAUCUAUUUUGGUUAUGGGAUCUGGCAUAGUGCUGAACGCAAGAGGCAUCUACAGAACUGUGGUGGUGUGAUGGAGAAAAAGAAGCUGACAGUAAAUGAAGGCAAUGUGGAGUAUUUGAUUAACAUGGAGAAGACUAGCCCAUGUUAAAGACGGGCAGACAUAGUCUCACAGUAACUGGCUGUUAUCCACAGAAUUCACCAACCUGCUUACAGACCGAGCUCUGUGUUUACAGUUCUGCCUUAAAGUCACUGCCAUCAUGAACAAUGUUGUAUCACUGUAGCUCUCAGUGCUGAUGCUCUCGCAUGUGCUGUGAUCAGGUCAUGUAGUAUGACAUCAGGGGUGUAAAUGAACUGAUGCGCACUGAUCUGACAAUGAUUAUCGAUCUGACAAUGAAAAUUCAAUGCAUUAUAGAUUUAGUUCAUUGAUUGACUCAAUUGCUAAUAAUUACAUCACAUUACAAUGUAAUAUGCAUUCAUUUCUUAUCAAAAUAACAUUUUUGACCACUACAGGUUGAAUUGUCCCAUAAUUUAGCAUAUACUUGAAAAUAAUAAGAAACUGUAUCAAAACAAUAACAAUGAACCAAUCCAAACUGUGACCAAAAUUCAGAUUCUUCUUCUUAGAAAUUUAGCAGUACAUUGUGUCAUUUAAUAAACAAUCAGUAUCAAAUUGAAUUGUUGUCAGAAAAAAUAUUUGCACCCCUAUAACUCAUACGUCUGUCUAUGAGCAAUUUGCAUUGAAAUGUGUUUGGAGGAGAAAGGGAAAACUUAUUCACAAAACAUACUUGAUUUUCUAAUGAGUAAAAGUAUUAAGAUUUCCACAGAAAGGUUUACGUCUACUGUUAGUUAGUUAAAUAAUAAUACUAAUAUUAAAGAUUAAAAAAAAAAAAAAAAAAAACAUUUUUAGAACAUAGCCUUUAUACUUAGUUCUAAAAAUGGGAAAAAAUUGUGGUAAUUUGGCAUUAUCAAAUAACUGUGAAACAUUGAUUAGAUUUUGGAAAAGCUAUGCAGUGCAGAUAUUGGCGAAUGCCCAACAUCACAGAAUAGCUACGUCCUUUAUUGUUUUUUUUUAAAUCACCUCGUGUUUACUUCUCAGUUAUAGAAUUAAUUCAAUUGACUAGAUCUUAUUUUAAGUGCCAGAGAUAUUAAGUUGCUCAUGUAACACUACUUGUAACUUGUAUUCUGAUUAUUCUGCUUUUUGUCUUCACUCUGUAACUCUACAUAUUACAUGUGUUUCUGAAUUUCUGACAGGUAUAUUCUGUAAUGUUCAGUGUUCAUAGGUCAACCUGUUUUACGCAACCGAAAGGUCUGAUGAUCUUGAUGAGGAAGAAGUUAUGUAAUGAAUGUUUUAAAAAGUCAUGUUGUAAAAUUAUCCAUUGUUCACUUUGUUUUCUUUUAAGAAUUUUUUUUUUUUUUUUAACUCUUCAAUGAGUAGGCUAUUAGCUCAUUUUUUUAGAAACUUGUUUGAUAAACAGUUUGAACCAUCAACAAGUUUGUGCACAUGGUUUUACGUCUUCAAAAGUUAGAAACUGUUGGCUUGCACUCCAGUAUUCUGUUACCAUCUCAGUCUACACUUCAUGGUUCACUGUUGUCAACGACUAUUUUUUUGAUCCACUAGUGAUGCUAGAAUACAGAGGUGGUCUAACUUGAACCUGAGCAUUUGAAAAUGUUUCUUAAGUCUACAAGUUCUGAAGUGUUUGUUUGCUCAAAAUGCUCAAAUGAGAGUCAUAGAUUGCAGUGCAGUUGAAUCAUGGAAGGCAGGAUUUUUGGAUUUGUGCACAUUUACAAAGUAUGUUUUGUGUGUCAUUAUGAAAAUGUACAUCAAUUGUUAUAUUACAGAGGUCAUUGUAUAGUGCAUUUUAAUGAUUAUGCCAUUAUCAUAACAUUGCAAAUUGGUUGCAUACAAACCAAUAAAAGAUUUCUCACCUCC
This is a messenger RNA of Myxocyprinus asiaticus (Chinese sucker), 3959 nucleotides long. Its product is annotated as cationic amino acid transporter 2-like. NCBI's taxonomy places the organism in Eukaryota, Metazoa, Chordata, Actinopteri, Cypriniformes, Catostomidae. Bases 255 to 2180 code for a protein of 641 amino acids. Gene Ontology annotation, molecular function: amino acid transmembrane transporter activity. The record is from RefSeq and is a predicted model, not a curated record. The transcript is spliced from 12 exons. Gene Ontology annotation, cellular component: plasma membrane. Gene Ontology annotation, biological process: transmembrane transport; amino acid transport.